Molecule: messenger RNA, 1254 nt
Organism: Cornus florida
Lineage: Eukaryota; Viridiplantae; Streptophyta; Magnoliopsida; Cornales; Cornaceae
Product: haloacid dehalogenase-like hydrolase domain-containing protein Sgpp
Exons: 5
Coding region: 99-968 (289 amino acids)
Source: RefSeq, a predicted model, not a curated record
CGAGUUGGUUGGCUGAAUUUCUCUGACCCCCUUAACAUUUUUUGCACCUUAUUGAAAUCUCCAAGAAAUUCGGAAGCCAAAACACCAUCUUUGAGACUAUGCCAUCUCUUCAUCUCUUUUUCUCCGACUUUGUCACCAAAACCCACCUCCACAAAACACCAGUUCCCAGAAAAAAUCUGUCCAAAUCCACCAUUCUCACUCAUCGGAUGUGCAUUUCUUCAAAUUCUUACCCUGUACAAAGUGGCAAUUGUUCACUCUCCUUUAUCGCUCCUUUGGAAGCAAUAUUCUUUGAUAUCGAUGGAACAUUGUGCGAUUCAGAUCCUGUCCAUUACUAUGCUUUCCGAGAAAUGCUUCAAGAGAUAGGUUUCAAUGGAGGAGUACCUAUAACGGAGGAAUUCUUCGUUCAGAAUAUUAGUGGCAAGCACAACAUCGAACUCUGUGGCGUCCUACUCCCGGACUGGGAUUUCCAUAGAGCCAUGAAAUUUAUGGACGAUAAGGAAGCAAUGUUUCGGAGAUUGGCAUCAGAAAAACUAGAAUCAAUGAACGGCCUCAACAAGCUAUGCAAAUGGAUUGACGAUCACGGUCUGAAAUGUGCUGCAGUAACUAGUGCUCCGAGACCAAAUGCUGAACUCUUGAUCUCGAUGCUGGGCCUUGCAGAUUUCUUUAAGAUACUAGUCAUUGGGAACGAAUGUGCCCGAGUAAAGCCAUUCCCAGACCCCUACUUGAAGGCUCUACAAGCACUUCAAGUGUCCCCUAAGCACGCAUUCGUGUUUGAGGAUUCUGUUUCCGGGAUAAAAGCUGGGGUUGCAGCUGGGAUGCCAGUGGUGGGUGUAGCUAGAAGAAACCCGGAAAAAUUACUGGAACAAGCUGGGGCGACUUUCACUAUCAAGGAUUUUGAUGAUACAAAAUUGUGGAAUGCUUUGGAAGAGCUAUCGAAUGAAUCAGAUUUAGCAACAGCUACCACUUGAACUGUUAUAGGUUAAACUAUAAUCAAACUAGGACUCAGUUUGGGAUUUAUGUUUAAAUCAGUUAGAGAGUGAUUUAGAUAGAUUUCAGAAUCCAUUUUUUACCACCUGUUUAUUUCUCUUAGGAAAUAAGGACAUCCUAAGAUCUCUACAAAUUACUUGAAUCAUUGUUAUUGGUGGAAUACAAUUCAUGUGCCUCCCUCCGUAUAGUUGGGAAAAAAACAGCAAGGCUUUUUAAGUUUGAGUACCUGGAUUACGAUGAUUCUUGCCUUCAACCAUUCGUACUGCA